Hyposmocoma kahamanoa is the source of this 2108-nucleotide messenger RNA. RefSeq names its product trithorax group protein osa-like. The transcript has a single exon. The record is from RefSeq and is a predicted model, not a curated record. Bases 126 to 1601 code for a protein of 491 amino acids. Lineage: Eukaryota; Metazoa; Arthropoda; Insecta; Lepidoptera; Cosmopterigidae.
GUUCCAGAAACAUACUGACUCGGACCAUUGCUUCGUGAAUACGUGUGUUGGACUUCGUCGCAGUGCAAACCGAAGUAGGUGUGCAGUGUUAAUUAAUUGAACGAGGGUUUAAAAAAACUGUCAGAAUGAAAAUAAAACUGUUACUUGUGUUACUACUUUUUGCAAUCAUUUGUGUCGAAGGAAAGAAGCUUGGAAAAAGUCGUAGUCGUGGAUCAAGCCACAGCAGGAAAGCGAGCAAUCCUCAACCAACGUCAUCAAUAAGUAAUCCUCAGCCUGCCCCGAAACCUUCGUUGUUUGGAUGGCAGGAACGACCUGCCCAGCGAACACAAACGUCAUCAAGGAAAUCGAAUUCACAAAGCCAUUCGUAUCCGUCGAGUCAAACUGGGUUAUCUGGAAAUCAGGCUAAACCGCCUGCGCAUUCAUAUCCUUCAAGCCAGUCUGGUCUAUCUGGUGGCCCAGUACGCAAACAACAAGAUAAUAUACAAAGAAGCAGUGUACCACAGAGCUCAUCGGGUCAGCAUAUUAACAACCAGCAAGGCCACUCUUACCCUGCAUCUAACGGGUUAUCGGGAAGUGGUACCGGUGCAAGUUAUCCACAUCAACAAGGAAGCUUGUCUGGGGGUGCAGGGGGGGCAGCUCCACCCCCAUACAGCGCUGGAAAUUACCAUCAACAAGGACCACCGCCGCCUUAUUCGCAGUCAGGAGUUGGAUAUCCGAAACAGGCGCCUCCGCCCUAUAGUGCAGGAAACUAUCCAACAAAUAAUUUUGGAAAUAAUUACCAUCACCCGCAGGGUCCACCGCCAUCUUAUCAUGGCGGAUAUGGUGGAUAUGGAGGAUAUAACCCAAUGCGAACGCCGCAAAUGCCAGGUUAUUUUGGAAAUUCUGGCGGUUAUGGGGGCGUUAGUCGCUCAAGUAAUAUUUUGAAAGGUGUAGGUUUAGCAGGCGCUGGCGUAGGCACCAUUUUAACUGGGUUGGCUCUAUGGAACUUGGCUCGUUCUACUGGUCAUCAUCAUCACACGGUAAUUUAUGACAACAGGGGUCAACCUGUCGCAGUAGCACCUAAUAACAGUACAGAGCCUGUUGUAGAUCCUAUAUUGGGUGAUUUGGUUAAUUGUACUUUGACUAUAAGUACUGAUAAUGCAACAGAAGUACUUGCAAUACCAUGUGCCAUUGCUACUUCCUUUACUCCGGAAGCUGACGUAAAAGAUGGUAGCCCUGUCGACAAUCCGAACGAUAAUACCAAAUGUACAGUUACAGUGGUCACAAAAGCUGGUAGAGAAUUUAUGACUACUAUUCCAUGCUCGACUCUGCUGAACACUGCUGCGGAAAAUAAUGUUACUGAGCCUCCUAUAUUGGACAAUGCCCCGGAAAUGGUAAAUGGUAUGGUAGCUCCUCCUCCGGACACGUCCAAUUUAGGUCAACCCUCUGCACUGGGUUACUCCACUGCGCCAGACAGUAUUUCCCUGAACUGCACAGCUGAACAGGGUGAUGUUCGAGAUCCGAUUAAUCCAUGUUUCGCUGUAAAUAGUAAUUUAACUAUUAUACCAUUGCCCGUAACUGUUAACAGCUCUGCAUUGUUGACUACUCCAAGCAGUGCAUAGCUUUGUUAGCUUUUGUACACAAAAUAAUGUUUAUAAUUUUAAUAUAAUUUUUUCGAUUAGCUUCUGUAAUACUGUUUUAUAUUUAAUUUUAAUAUAAUUUUCAGUUUAACACCAAGUAAACCACAUUUCAUUUGGUAAUUAGUUAUUAACUCUGGGUAUCGUAAGGUAAUCGUCCUUUUAAAUUAAAUUUUUUUUUUAACAUCUGACGAUAUCUGCAAUAAUAAAUCGCCGAGAAUUCACGAUUUGAGUUUCAUUCCGAUGGAUGCCAUGUAGGACUAGGAUUUUUGCAGACCCUAACAAACCUAUGAACCUUGAAAACAUUAGCUUUAAAUUAGAUUGUUCCGUGAUGAAAUUUUAUCAGUGCUGCGUUUUUCAAAUAAGUAUAAGGUACUACUAAUAUGAAGUAGCAAAAAUUCUUAGCAACUAUGCAGUUCUUUGAACAAUAUUGAGUAGAGUCAUAUAUACAGUACAUUUUUCCUAUGGGGUAUCUAAAAUUCUCGUAUAAGU